AUGGAAGUUCCAGAAAGGAAGCGUAUAAAGAAGCAGUUAACAGGUAAAAGAGAUGAUACUGCACUACAUUCAGCAGUAAGAUCUGGGAAUUUACAAGGAAUUGUAGAGAUCAUUACAAAUUGUGGUGAUGAAGAGUUGGAGGAAUUGUUGUCUAAGCAGAAUCAGUCGGGCGAAACCGCGCUUUAUGUUGCCGCAGAAAGUGGUCGAACUGAUCUCGUGGAGGAGAUGAUAAAGUUCUAUGAUCUUGGAUCUGCUGGAAUCAAGGCUAAAAAUGGUUUUGAUGCAUUUCACAUAGCUGCCAAGCAGCAAGAACUGGGAGUACUGAAGAUCCUCAUGGAGGUCAUCCCACAACUGUUGGCGACGGUGGAUCAAUCAAAUACAACAGCAUUACACACUGCAGCAGCACAAGGCCACGUUCAGGUGGUCGAUUUCCUCUUAGAGAAAAACAGCAGUCUCGCCACCAUAGCGCGAAAUAAUGGGAAAACAGCUUUGCAUUCUUCGGCAAGAAAUGGGCAUUUUGAGGUGGUGAAGGCCAUUUUAAGCAAAGAACAAGGCAUUGCUACAUGGAAUGAUAAGAAGGGUCAGACUGCUCUUCAUAUGGCUGCCAAGGGGCAUAGUAAUGAAGUAAUUGAAGCACUUGUUGCAUCAGAUCCUGCUUUAGUUACAAUGGUCGAUGGAAAGGGCAAUACUGCAUUGCAUAUAGCAACGAGAAAGGGUCGAACACAGAUUGUUCGUACCCUAGUAAAACACGAAGGGACGAAUAAAGAAGCUGUCAACAAGUCUGGUGAGACGGCCAUAGACACUGCUGAGAAAACUGGACAGUCAGAGAUUGCAUCAAUUCUUCAAGAAUAUGGAGUUCAGAGUGCAAAAUCCAUAAAAACACAACCAGCACCAACUGCAGCCAGAGAACUAAAACAAACAGUAAGCGACAUAAAACAUGAAGUUCACGACCAGAUCGAACACACACGACAAACUCGAAGACGAAUGCAAGGUAUAGCCAAAAGGCUCAAUAAAAUUCAUGCAGAAGGGCUUAACAAUGCAAUUACCUCCACUACAGUUGUUGCGGUUCUAAUUGCUACAGUUGCAUUUGCUGCCAUUUUUACACUUCCAGGCCAGUAUGCAGAUGACCCUGGAAAUGUUCCUCCUGGAUUUUCCCUAGGAGAAGCCAAUAUUGCUCCAAACAUGGAAUUUAUAAUCUUCUUCAUAUUUGACUCUCUUGCACUCUUUAUAUCAUUAGCAGUAGUUGUAGUGCAAACUUCUGUAGUAGUUGUAGAGAGGAAAGCAAAGAAGCAAAUGAUGGCAGUUAUUAACAAGCUAAUGUGGCUGGCUUGCGCGUUUAUAUCGGCCGCGUUUCUUGCUCUGUGCUACAUCAUUGUGGGAAAAGAUGAGAAGUGGUUAGCCAUUGGAGUGACCAUUAUAGGAACUUUGAUAAUGGCUACGACACUGGGUACAUUGUGUUACUGGGUGAUCAUGCACAGAAUUGAAGCUUCCAACUUGAGGAGCCUUCGAAAGUCAGCAAGAAAUAGUCGAUCACAAUCAUGGUCCGUGUCAGUGAUGACAGAUUCCGAGAUUCCUGAUGAUGAGUAUAAGAAACUGUAUGCUCUGUGA
Molecule: messenger RNA, 1608 nt
Organism: Fraxinus pennsylvanica
Lineage: Eukaryota; Viridiplantae; Streptophyta; Magnoliopsida; Lamiales; Oleaceae
Source: the annotation of a GenBank genome assembly